Angiostrongylus costaricensis is the source of this 1173-nucleotide messenger RNA. NCBI's taxonomy places the organism in Eukaryota, Metazoa, Nematoda, Chromadorea, Rhabditida, Metastrongylidae. The record is from the annotation of a GenBank genome assembly.
GGAAGCAGUGGUACACGUACUGUUCAAUACAUGGUAGGCCCUGAUUUGACCUCUCACCAGGCCGAUGUUUUAAUAGAGAACGUAUACUUAUUCCAGGAGAGCGGAAAAACUGAAGAAGAAAUAGGCGAAACGUUGAAGAGAGACGCUUCUGUUAAGGCUGGGACGUUACACAAGAAGAUAGCUGAUCUAGCUGAAUUGCGUGACAAUGAAGAAAUUACCCAUCGAGGACAUAGGUUCACACCGCUAAGUGUUGCAAUUUCUCCUUGUGGGAAGUACGUCGUCAGUUCUGGAAAAGAGUCAAGUAUAGUAAAAUACGAUAUAGCUGCUCGAAAAAUUAGUGGAGUAAUUAAACGGACAAAAACUGAUGGUGCAGCUCAGCAUGCUCAUCAUGGCCAUAUAUUUUCGGUUACCAUCUCGUCGGACGGCAAAUAUAUAGUUUCUGGUGGAUUUGAUGCCGUUCUCAAGGUUUGGGACUUUCUUACAAUGGAUCAUGUCUGCGAUUUUAAAGGACAUCGCGGUCCGAUUACUGCACUUUGCUUCCAACUGAAAACCAAUUUUUUAUUCUCUGCUAGCCGUGAUCGAUCUGUAAAGCUAUGGGAUUUGGACCAAAAAGGACUCGUAGAUACAAUGUAUGGUCACCAGGACGCUGUUACAGCUGUAAGUGCUCUUCAGAAGCAAAGAGUUGUAACAGCUGGCCGGCAGGACAAAAGUUGCCGACUUUGGAAGGUGGAAGACGAGAGCCAGUUGUUGUUCAAUGGCCACUCCACAUGUAUAAGUAUGGACUGCGUCUCAAUGUUGAAUGAGGAGCACUUUGUAUCUGGGUCUACCGAUGGGUCACUAUGUGUGUGGUCAAUAUGGAAAAAAAAGCCGUUGGUUGUUCGACCACUGAUACAUGGAUUGAGAGCUCCAGGGGUUCCGCGAUGGGUGAUUUGUAUCUCAGCUGUACCGUUUUCUGAUUUGGUGGCAACUGGUUCAGAUGACGGCGAAUUAAAACUGUGGAAAAUCGGCGCGGAUUUUAAAACCAUUUCGCAGGUUUUCGCUUACGAGAUGAAGGGCUUUAUAAACGAUGUUCGCUUUUCUAUCAGUGGCUCGUUGUUAGCAGUAGCCGUUGGACAAGAACAUCGAGAAGGCAGGUGGUGGGUGAGUGUCUAUGAUACUUUUUUAUAUAUUUGA